Molecule: messenger RNA, 866 nt
Organism: Haliotis rubra (blacklip abalone)
Lineage: Eukaryota; Metazoa; Mollusca; Gastropoda; Lepetellida; Haliotidae
Product: MICOS complex subunit MIC19-like
Exons: 7
Coding region: 52-558 (168 amino acids)
Biological process (GO): inner mitochondrial membrane organization
Cellular component (GO): MICOS complex
Source: RefSeq, a predicted model, not a curated record
ACCUGUUCACAGUUCACUUCCGGUGUGCUGGCCGAGCAGAAAGUUAUCAUCAUGGGGGGAACCGGUAGCACGAGACGGUUAGUCGUUGAAGAACUUGAUGGCGAUGGUGUUGUCAAGAUAUCAGAAUCUGUUGUACGAAGAUUGAAAGGAGAAUCAGAGCCAGAGGGAGCUUCAAGCAGCCAAUCUAAGAGUGCACCACGUCCAGAGCGGGUGUACAUGCCGCCUCCUCCACCUCCUCAGUUUGGCCAAGCCAGGAUAGACUCCAAAAAAGCAGUUCAGGAAGUAGAGAACUUCUACCAGCAGAAGCUUAGACAGCUAGAGGAAAGAAAUGCAACACUACAGAAAAUAACAAAUGAGCAGUUUGCCAAGGCAGUCCAAGAGGUUGAACAGAAGUUUUUGAAACAGACCGGUUCCCCUGUGUGUCAGGAUCUGCAGAGUCGAGUAUACAACUGUUACGUGGACAACCCUAAAUAUACACUCAGAUGUUCAGCUGACGUCAGAGCAUUUUCAUUAUGUGUAGAGAAAGCUAGACAGAAUGCCUUAGCAAGGAAGGGCUGAUGCAGCAAUCAUGAGUGCUUAUUUGUUAAGACCAGUGUGUGUGCUUUGUAAAAGCCUAGAUGUCCGAGGUCCUACUAUUUUCGAUUUCACAUUGAGAACACUACGCUGAUGGUUCAUCCAUUAACAAACACACUGCUUCAAGUGUGUACAAGAGGACCUGGGAUCUUUGAAUACAAGGAUGUUAUGUAUCACAGAAGAAAUUGUGCCUGGUACAUUAAAAAGUACUCUGAAUGUAGUGAUAUCUGAUACUUGUAAAUAUUUGUUAUUCAUCAUAAAAGGUUUGUGCCAUUAUAUCAAAUACAUGGGAA